AUGUCCGGGUUUGGCAGUACCGGCUUCAGUGGCUUUGGCCAGUCCAAUAAUCAGCAAUCAUCUGGUUUUGGCGGCUUUGGUACGAACAACUCCAGCUCCAGUACGGGUUUCGGCUCUGGCAACACCGCGAACAGCGCUUUCGGGUCUACCAGUAACAAUAAUACUAGCGGUGGACUCUUUGGCAACACAACUGGUGCGUUCGGUGGUACAUCUUCAGGUGGCUUUGGAUCCAAUACGAAUACCAGCUUUGGAACCUCGAAACCUGCCUUCGGAGCCUCCACCUCUACUGGGGGUGGCCUAUUUGGCUCCUCUAGCAAUGCAACUAACAAUACAACCGCCAACUCUGGCUUUGGUGGCUUUGGCGCCAAUGCGACAACGAAUACGUCGUCUCCCUUCGGGGGAUCAGGCGGAAACUUGUUUGGUGCCAACAAGCCUGCCUUUGGCUCUACCACCAACACCGCUGGUGGAACUUCAUUGUUUGGUGGUGGGAACACCUCCAGCGGCUUUGGUGGCAACACUGCGACGACUGGUGGCUUUGGCGCAUCCAUGAACCCUGGAAUUGGUUCCGGAGUUGGCGAGCCGCCUGGCACCGCGCUCACGCCAUUUCAAGCGCAUCAAGAGAAGGAGCCAACCAACAGUAGCCAGUCAAACUCCUUUCAAAACAUUCUGUUCCAGGAGCCGUACAAAAAAUGGUCUGCUGAAGAACUUCGGCUUGCUGAUUAUGCUCAAGGCCGUCGCCACGGCAAUGCUAGUGGGACUGGUGCCUUUGGUGUGUCCAACUUUGGUGGCACUGGAUUCGGCUCGACAAACCAACAAAGUACGGGAUUCGGAACAGGCACUGCUUCUACUGGCGGUGGUCUGUUCGGCGCCGGCAACAACAAUAACAACACUACUUCAACAACCAGUGGCUUUGGGGGUACUGCGACGGGCGGGUUUGGAUCCGGAGGUGGUCUCUUUGGUAAUCAGCCAAAGCCGACUACUGGAGGUCUUUUUGGUGGUAAUAAUACAACCACAUCACAACCUGCACAGUCGACAGGACUAUUUGGUACGAGCUCCGGAGGCGGUUUCGGCGCUUCAAGUACAACAGGUGGAUUCGGCGCCGCCAACAAUACCACGGCCGGUGGAGGCCUUUUCGGCUCUAACACCACCAACACUAACAACGCUGCGAAUCAGAACAAACCUGCUGGCUUCAGCUUCGGAAAUACUGGUGCUACUACUGGUGGUUUUGGAAACACCAACACAAACGGCACUUUUGGGUCGAGCAAUGCCAACAAUACUGGUACUACAGGCGGGUUGUUUGGUAACAGCAGCCAGUCCACAGGCACAGGGCUCUUUGGCAACAACCAAGCGCAACCUCAGUCACAAGGCACAGGAUCGGUUUUUGGUGGUGGCGGCUUUGGCGGACAAGGUCAGCAAACAGGCUCAUCCCUAUUCGGUAACCAGCAAAAGCCUGCGACAAGUGGCGGCCUUUUUGGAGGGGGUGGAACGGCAACUACGGGCGGAUUAUUCGGCGGCGGUGGCGCUACAACUUCCAAUUCCUUUGGCGGAACCGGUGCGAACAACACGACGGGCGGCCUAUUCGGAUCCAAACCUGCCGCUUCUGGCGGAGGGUUGUUUGGAUCUAGUACGGCAGGUCAAGGGACGAACACUGGUGGGGGUCUUUUCGGAGGAAUCGGCUCGAACUCCCAGACCCAGCAAACUGGCCAGUCAUCUCUAUUUUCAUCCGCUGGUCAGAAUCAGCCUAAACCUGGCUUGUUCGGCGCAUCUCAGCCGGCUGGCAAUAGUCUCUUUGGAGGACAAAACAACCCACAGCAAGGCUUGUUCGGGAACAACAAUUCACAGCAGCAGCCGCAGGGAUCUCUUCUUGGCAAUUCCAUUCUGGGAAACUCCCAAAAUGCCAACUCUGGCCCACAGUCAUUGACGGCCAAUAUUACAGAUGUCUCAGCCUUCGGCUCGCCGUCAUUGUUUUCUAACCUCGCAAGUGCUGAAACCCCUAACCCAGGCCCAUUGGCAACGCCCCUUUCCAGCAAGUCGAAGCCGAGACGCAGCUCUAUCCUGCCUAUGUACAAAUUAAACCCCGCGUCUGCCGCCCGCUUUGUUACCCCCCAGAAGCGUGGUUUUGGAUUUUCCUACAGUACCUAUGGUACUCCUGGCGGCAGCCCAUCCAGUGCGGCUAGUACACCGGGCGGUGCCAGCCGCAGUCUGUUGGGGUCAUCAAGCCUUAAUCGAAGCUUGAGUAAAAGCGUGUCAACUAGCAACCUGAGGAGAAGCUUCAACGCCGAGGAUAGCAUUCUCGCCCCCGGCGCUUUCUCGGCGAGCUCCGGUCCUCGUUACUAUGGUAACAAUGGCAGUGUAAAAAAGCUGGUCAUCAACAAGGAUAUGCGCAGCGACCUCUUCUCUACACCGACCAAGGACAAACCUACGGCCGAUCAGCUGAACGGUUCUCGCAAACUGUCCAAAAGAGUAAGCUUCGAUACCAGCAAUGUCGAGGCUCCCCAACCCGACGAGGCCGAUGGUGCCGUAGUGUCGACACCCAGGGGUGGCAUCCUCACGCAAGCUUCGACCCCUGCGAGUAAUAGUACCAAUGGAGCCAAUUCCUCAGUGGCAGCAACUGGAGACUCAGAGCAUAGUAAGGGCAAGGAGCUUGCUAUUGUUCAUGAGGAGGAUGGUCUAACUCAGACCCAUGAAGUUGCUCAUGAUGGCUUCGACAAGGCUCCUGGCACUUACUGGAUGAGCCCUACCAAAGACGCUAUAGCCGCUAUGAACAGGAUGCAGCGCCAGCAAGUCGCAAACUUCACUGUUGGAAGAGAUAACGUUGGCUCCGUCAAGUUCAAGGUUCCGGUUGACCUGACUAACAUCGAUCUCGACGAAAUCUUCGGUGGGAUCGUCAUUCUGGAGACGCGCUCUGCCACUGUGUAUCCUAUUGCGGCCAAGAAGCCACCGGUCGGUAAAGGCUUGAACGUUCCGGCCACUAUCUCAUUGGAGCAGUCCUGGCCACGCGGAAGAGAUAAGCGCCCCAGUAACGAUGCCAAAAAGUUCAGCAAGCAUGUCGAACGGCUGAAGCGAAUCGAAAACACUACUUUUGAGGAAUACAAUCCUGAUACUGGGGUCUGGAAGUUCUCUGUGGAGCAUUUCACUACAUACGGGCUGGAUUAUGAUGAGGAUGAGGAUGAACCCGAACAUCAUGAUGGAAUUUCAGCUCUUGAACCUUCCUCUCAAAUUCACUCUUCCCAGCAAGGCCUUCAUGAAUCUGAAUCUAGCCCUGGGGACGAUGAUACUUUCAGUUUCCGCAGAAACAAGCGUCGUGCCCUUCCUGGUGCUUUUGAUUACCGAGAUGAAGAUUUCGGCGAAGUCGAAGACGACAGUGCGUCACGCCGUUUUCAGAGCCAGCCUUUUUUAGGGGAUAGCUUCGCGGGUUCGACGUCCAAUGCGCUGGUUCUUUCUACGGAAGGCGAAACGGUUGCUGAUCAGGACACCGGAUAUGGAAUGUUUGAGGACGAGAAUAUGGCGGGCACUCCUCUCAGACACCAUCUUGCCGCGGAGCAAACAGUAGACUCGCCUGAGGGUGACAUGAUUGUCCCAGCAAGCGAGACCCCCGGAGGCAUUCUCCGAGCGAGAAUGCGAGCCCUAAAGGGUUCAGCUACCCCUAUGAAACUUCAGGUUGCUGGCGGAGACGAAUGGAUCGACAUGCUGCAGCGGUCUGUGAGUCCCAAAAAAAGAGACCGAUCAUUUUUGCGGAGCGUGAACGAGACAGCUUUAAUAUCUACUACGGAUGAAUCAGAAACAGGCCACAAAGGCCGUGUCGUGUCAGACGGACGAGGCUUCGCAACAAGCAUCGAUCUUAUGAACUCGUUGUUUGAGAAAGCCAAGGCUCCAGCUGCUCCAGCGCCGUCGAGAGGAUUUGUUCAGGUUGGUGAAUACUUCAUGGUCUAG
Colletotrichum truncatum is the source of this 3933-nucleotide messenger RNA. Lineage: Eukaryota; Fungi; Ascomycota; Sordariomycetes; Glomerellales; Glomerellaceae. The record is from RefSeq and is a predicted model, not a curated record.